AGUUUUUAUUGAAGAAGAAGAAUCUAAUAUGAGUUAACUAGGGUACCUUUAAAACAAUAUUUUUUAACUUAAAGAAAACAUUUCCCGGGCAUUUAUAAAAUCAAUAAAUAAUAUCAUUCGUUAAACGGAACACGCAACGGCUAAGUGCAACCCAGUGGCAGUCACUAUAAAUUCAGAGUCCCUAUUUUCGUUUUGGGAUUAUGGUGGAAGAUAAAGUGGAAAUGAACGACACCGAAAAUUACGGUAGUGCGAGUGAUCCGAAAAACGUGCAUGAAUUAACUCAAUAUGUACAAAGUCUACUCCAAAAUAUUCAGGAUAAAUUUCAAAACAUGUCCGAUCAAAUAUUAACUCGAAUCGAUGAAAUGGGAGCACGAAUAGACGACUUGGAAAAGAACAUUGGUGAUUUAAUGACACAAGCAGGUGUAGAAGACAAGUAAUGAAAGUGUGGUACCCAAUCAUCAAGCUUCAAAAAGCAUGUCAUAUUUAUUAAGUAGUAUCAAGUGUCAGUUAGAGUUUAAAUAAUAGUCACAUUCUAUAAGCAGCAAUAACCAUGGUAUAAAUACAAUAUCAUCUUUUGUAUUUCUGUUUCCAUUAAACUGAGAAGUGUAUUUUUUCACAAACAAUUUCCUAAUAAAAAUAUGACAUCAC
This is a messenger RNA of Cylas formicarius (sweet potato weevil), 648 nucleotides long. RefSeq names its product heat shock factor-binding protein 1. The record is from RefSeq and is a predicted model, not a curated record. Gene Ontology annotation, biological process: cellular heat acclimation. Lineage: Eukaryota; Metazoa; Arthropoda; Insecta; Coleoptera; Brentidae. Bases 201 to 437 code for a protein of 78 amino acids. The transcript has 2 exons. Gene Ontology annotation, cellular component: cytosol; nucleus. Gene Ontology annotation, molecular function: transcription corepressor activity.